AUGGAGAGCGGUAGCGGACAUGGAAGAACAUUGGUAGACCUGGUUGGACAUUGGCAGCGGGACAUUACCAACAUCAUCAUUGCAUCUAUUUACUGGAGACCAUUUAAUAUGCAACAAGACAUGAUACGAAUUGAGGAAGUAGACAAGGAAAACUUAAAUCUAUUGAGGAAAAUGAACGUAAUACAUCGAUUGGGGGGAAAUGUAAUUUGUUGGAGGCCGGAUAUCAAGUACAAAUCGAGACUUAAAGGGCAGGAUCGAGAAAACGAACGAAUCGUGAAAGAGAAUCGGGAAAUACUGAAGAAAAUCAAUAAAGCGACGAGUGAAUACCUUACACGCGAGUUACUAAAGAACUGGAAAAAUCGACGAUUGAUAAAACAUAGCUUGAGAUUUUCUUCAACGAUUAAGCAACAUUCCAUUGAGUUAGGUGUCGAGAAACAAUUACUCUCUCCAAAUCGAACAAGAUGCUACUUUGACGUUGGGCUCCAGGAGGAAAACCACAAUUUCGGGAGGAUAAUAUUCGAACUGUUCAACGACAUUGUACCGCGCACAUGCGAGAACUUCGCAACUUUCUGUCAUGGCGACAACGGAUUAUCGUAUAAGCGCACUCCGUUUCAUCGUAUCGUCAUUGGGUACUGGUGCCAAGGAGGAGAUGUCACAAAGUUCAAUGGCACCGGCGGCAUCUCCAUAUACGGCACUUCAUUUAACAGUGAGAACUUUGAGCUGUGCCACGCCGGACCCGGCAUCCUGUCAAUGUGCACCGAUGACGCCGGCAGAAACGAUUCCAAAUUCAAUCUUACAUUUAAGCAUUUGAAGACGGUGGAUGGGCAUAAUGUCGUUUUCGGCCGAGUGGUUGCCGGAAUGACGAACGUUUAUAAGAUCGAGGAAUUCGGCACGAAAGCCGGAAAACCAAUAAAAUCAGUGAUCGUGUUAAAUUGCGGAGUCCUGUCGGCGAGGCGUACACACUAA
Harpegnathos saltator (Jerdon's jumping ant) is the source of this 966-nucleotide messenger RNA. RefSeq names its product peptidyl-prolyl cis-trans isomerase. Gene Ontology annotation, biological process: protein peptidyl-prolyl isomerization; protein folding. The coding region runs from base 1 to 966 and encodes 321 amino acids. The record is from RefSeq and is a predicted model, not a curated record. NCBI's taxonomy places the organism in Eukaryota, Metazoa, Arthropoda, Insecta, Hymenoptera, Formicidae. The transcript has 6 exons. Gene Ontology annotation, molecular function: cyclosporin A binding; peptidyl-prolyl cis-trans isomerase activity. Gene Ontology annotation, cellular component: cytoplasm.